Papaver somniferum (opium poppy) is the source of this 1684-nucleotide messenger RNA. RefSeq names its product F-box protein CPR1-like. Gene Ontology annotation, molecular function: protein binding. The transcript has 2 exons. The record is from RefSeq and is a predicted model, not a curated record. Lineage: Eukaryota; Viridiplantae; Streptophyta; Magnoliopsida; Ranunculales; Papaveraceae. The coding region runs from base 111 to 1349 and encodes 412 amino acids.
UUUCAUUUCCUUCCAAAAGUAAAAGAUUUCGCCCUAGCUAGGGUUCUUCAUCUCUCUUUCAAUUUGAAGGUGAUUCAGGCAUACCCCAACAGUCCCUUCGUUCUUGCAGGAUGAACCUACCAUGGGAUAUCCUGUCAGACAUUCUUAUUCGGCUUCCUCUGAAGUCACUCGCACGAUUCAGGUGCGUAAACCAAUCGUGGUCCAAUCAAUUAAAAUGCCCCAAAUUUCUUAAAGCCCGGAAUGAUUAUGCUGUUGAAAUGGGCAAGUUCAAUCUCAUGUUCCAUAAUCACAAUGAUGUUUAUACCUUUAGUUACGAUUCAUCGUUAUCUACAUGUGAGGAACUUAGUCAUGUCGAAUACUUUGAUAAAUCUAACAAGAAGCAAAUUGAGGUUUUAGGAUGUUGUAAUGGUUUGGUUUUAUUAAGGCACAUUUAUAUGCUUAACGAUACAUCAUUGUCCUUUGUUCUUAUCUUGUGGAACCCGACUACGAAUGAAUGUAAAAGAUUACCAAAUCCACCGGUUGGAAAGCAGGUUAAGGAUAGGAAUUAUGUAGAGUAUGGGUUUGGUUAUGAUGAACAAAUCGAGGAUUUCAAAGUGGUACAUUUGACAGAGGCUUUUCAUGGUCGUUGGUCUCAUUGUGAGGUAUAUGUCUAUACUCUGAAAGGGAAUUCAUGGACAGGAGUUGAUGAAGUUGACAUAGAUGGUUUAUAUUAUCCAAGAAUAAUUGAUAUGGGUCGAUGGCCUGUUAACGGAGCUUUUCAUUGGAUAGCACAGAUGGAACGAAGCGAUUUCUUGCACAGCUUUUUUCUUCUCCGGUUCGAGUUCGAGACAGACGACUUGGAUGCAGUGCCACUGCCGGAUUUUGAUGAAAAUGCCAUAGUAUGUUUGUGUGUGUUAGGGGGAUCACUUUGUUGUUUUUGUUAUAAUACUGAGGUUAUGGGUGUGUGGGAGUUGAAGGACAAUAGGGAGGACAAGGCAUCAUGGACCAAGCUUUUCACCAUUGAGCUAAGAGAACACUUUGGGGAAGUUUCUAGUUAUAUGCCCUUGCAAUUUUUAAAGAAUGGAAAGAUUGUGUUAGGGAUAGUGCUGGCUGAUAGAUGUUUGCAUAUUGGUCUGUAUGACCCAAAACAUUCUACAUUUGAAACUAUUAAUUCCCAUGAUGAAUCUCUAAGGGGUUGUGCUCUCAUUACAUCUGUUUAUGUGGAGAGUCUCUUUUCACUUGGCACGGGAACUUAUCUAGGGAAAAUACAAUGGGAGGCCUCAGAAGAAGAAGAUUUGAUUGACUCCUCGGAAGAAGAUAAUGAGGACGGUAAUACUGGCGGUGGUGGUGGAAGAAGAAUAAAGAAUUGAGGAGAAAUAUCAAGCUAGUCAAUGUGAGUGUUAUGCGCUUAUCCCCUAGAAUAUGUCAAGCUGAAAUGUUCUUUUUGUUAGAUUUUAGUUGAUGUUUUUUUGUAUUUCUGUUAUAAUUUCAAGACGUUAUUGCUUAUUAAGUUAGUCCGGUCUAUCAUGGAAUUUUUUUUCCUGAUUUGUGGAACAGAAAAGGAUUGAUAUUUGGUCUUGGCCAGACCAAGAUUCAUGUUCCAGGUUUUUAUUUUAUGUUGGGUGUUUAAAGUUCACUUACAUCCUAUUUUACCUAUAUUGAGGCUGCUGUUUCAAGCUUUAUUUCAAUGCACAAGUUAGUCUGU